Molecule: messenger RNA, 6305 nt
Organism: Anarrhichthys ocellatus (wolf-eel)
Lineage: Eukaryota; Metazoa; Chordata; Actinopteri; Perciformes; Anarhichadidae
Gene: wnk4a
Product: WNK lysine deficient protein kinase 4a
Exons: 21
Coding region: 181-4710 (1509 amino acids)
Biological process (GO): protein phosphorylation
Molecular function (GO): protein serine/threonine kinase activity; ATP binding
Source: RefSeq, a predicted model, not a curated record
UUGAUAUAGGCAGAGCCGUCCUCAUACACCAGAGGUUAUGGCUGAGGACUUCGUAAAGAGGAGAGAAGAGGAAAACUCUGAUUAUUUGAGUGGGACUAUGCGUUAAUCUGCGUUUAUGUGAUUUGUUUUACGCAGCGGCUGUAAUGAGUUCUAAACCGAGGAGGCGCUGAACCUGCUACAAUGUCACAUGCGCAGGUUGAGAUCCCAGGACGCGGUUUCCCAGGCCUCCCUGUGGAUAUGACGGACGACUGCUUGUCCCGGGUCCCCUCCGUGCUGAGGACGCUCGGUUGUGGCGCACGGAGAAACUCUUACGGGCUUCAGAAAAUUACCAUGGACAUCGAUUCGCCUCUGUACAGCGGCGCCCUUUCCAAAGCCUUGUCCUGGUCCGCUGAGAAUAUCCCAACGCUGUCCGAGUCCAGGGCAGAGGAUGAAAAAACCGACGAGUCCCCACCGUCGCCCUCCCCAGUUUCCAGCCCGGGCACCAGCUCCAACACGCCCCCCAGCAGCCAGGAGCCCGCAGCCGGGUCUCUAGGUGGGAACUGGGAUCCCGUCCCGAGGUCCAGCGCCCGGGACCCCAACUCGGAGUCUGAUAAUGAACUUCCGAACAAGCAGCACAAGAAGCACAAUAUCUCGCCUCGCACCAUGUUUGAUGCCCAGUGGGAGCAGGAACAGAGAGAGGACGUGGAGACCAAAGCGGUGGCGACGUCGCCCGAUGGGAGAUACCUCAAAUUCAACAUAGAGAUCGGAAGGGGGUCCUUCAAGACGGUCUAUAAGGGACUGGACACAGAGACGACAGUGGAGGUUGCAUGGUGUGAGCUACAGACCCUUAAACUGACCAAAGCGGAGCGACAGCGCUUCAGUGAGGAGGUGGAGAUGCUGAAGGGCCUGCAGCACCCGAACAUCGUCCGCUUCCACGACUCCUGGAAGUCGACGGUGAAGGGCCACAAGUGCAUCAUCCUGGUGACUGAACUCAUGACCUCAGGCACGCUCAAAACGUACUUGAAGAGGUUCAAGGAGAUGAAACUGAAGCUACUGCAGCGCUGGAGUCGUCAGAUCCUCAAAGGGCUUCACUUCCUGCACACGCGCACUCCUCCCAUCAUCCACCGGGACCUCAAGUGUGACAACAUCUUCAUCACCGGCCCCAUCGGCUCCGUCAAGAUUGGAGAUCUUGGUCUGGCCACUCUCAAAAGUGCCUCUUUCGCUAAAAGUGUCAUUGGAACACCAGAGUUCAUGGCCCCAGAGAUGUACGAGGAGAAGUACGACGAAGCGGUGGACGUCUACGCCUUUGGAAUGUGCAUCCUGGAGAUGGCCACCUCUGAGUACCCGUACUCCGAGUGCCAAAACGCCGCCCAGAUCUACCGCAAAGUCACCAGUGGAAUGAAACCUGAUAGCUUCUACAAAGUCAAAGUCCCGGAGCUCAAGGAGAUCAUUGAGGGCUGCAUUCGUAUGAACAACGAUGAAAGGUUCACCAUUCAGGACCUCCUGGAUCACCCCUUCUUCCAGGAGGACAACGGCGUGCACGUGGAGCUGGCGGAGGAGGACGACAUGGUGAAGUCGGGCCUGAAGCUGUGGCUGCGCAUGGACGACACCAAGAAGCUCCACGGGAAGUACAAGGACAACAACGCCAUCGAGUUCCUGUUUGAGCUCUACAAAGACGUGCCCGAGGAAGUGUCUCAGGAGAUGGUUGUGCUUGGCUUUGUGUGUGAGGCAGACUUCAAGCUCGUGGCCAAGGCCAUACGGGACAGGGUGGCGGCCAUCAAGCGGAAGCGAGAGAAGCUGAGGCGGCAGGCGGAGGAGCGGAAGAAGAAGCAGGAGCGAGAAGCCACAGAGGAGGAAGCGGAGACUCACCGUUCUUUACCUAAAGUCAGCGACGUCGUCGCCAGAGAGUCCCCCAUCCCGGCCCUGACGCCUCGGGCCCCCAUCCUGUCCCCCGUCACCAGCUCAGUGGACUCUGGAGUCAGCUCCAACUACCCUGCAGAGCCGGAGGAGCCAGAGGCAGACCAGCACUUCCACAUCCGCCACAACAGCUUGUCCUCAGCUAACUCUGACUGCGAGACGGAUGGCUAUCUGAGCCCCUCUGGGCUUCAGGAUCCGCUGGAGGCCGGCAGCUUCAACGCGUCCGGGACCCCUCCCACCACGCACACCGACGCGCUGACGGCUGCAAACGGCCUCCCCAUCCCGGCCCUCCGCUUCCCCUCGAGUAUUGCCGUAUCCAACAACAUAGAACAUGGCAACUCAGGGCUCCCCAGUGGCUUCAACUCUCCUGUGGACAGCUACGCCUCCGAUGUGACUUCGGGCUUGAGCGACGGCUACGAGGGCCUCUGCGAGAAGACGGCUGCGAGGCGAACGGCGGGGAAGCUGUUCAGGAGGAGGGCGCGCUCGAGGCUGCGCAUCACAGGGCUCUCUGAUAAAGUGGACCGCGUGGUGGAGUGUCAGCUGCAGACGCACAAUGACAAGAUGGUGACCUUUAAGUUUGACCUGGAUGGAGAUAACCCUGAAGACAUUGCUGCUGUCAUGGUGCACAAUGAGUUCAUCCUGCCGUCAGAGAAGGAGGGCUUCAUCUACCGCAUGGGCGACAUCAUCAAACGGGCCGAGGCUCUGAUGGCCAAAGAGCAGCCGGUCCACUCCAGCGGGCACCGGCUCCCUGCGCCGGCUUUCCACCACGGCGUUAACUCGUUGUCUUCCUCACAGCCUAAUCUGCACAGUCACAUCCUGCCUCGAACACACUCCUCCUCUUCUCUGCCCGACUUCAGUGUGGCUAUCCCAAACGUAGAGGCAUGUGGCUCUCCCCUGAGCCCCAAUGGAGACGUCUUCAGUGCAGACAUUACUUCACCUGGCCGACCUCUAAUCCGCUCGCAGUCUUUCCACAACGGUCCAGGGUCUCCCCUCCAUUAUCAGCACCACCACCCUGCAUCUCUCCUGCCGCACCACCAGCACUACCACUUGCCCUUCAUGGGCCACAAUAACUUCCCAUUCCAAUACCCAGGCUCUCCAGGUUCCCCCACGCCGGGCAUCCAUCCUCCCCUCACACGCGUAGCCAGUAACCCCACCUUCUCCUCCAUCCCCUCCCCGGGCCCCGGUUCCCCAAGUCAGAAUCACAAUGAGACCCAAAGCUCUGGCAGCAGUGAUGGUGUCGCCAUGUCUCCAUCUACCCCUCAGCAUCCCAACAUGUGGCCCGCCCACACGCAGCCUCUAUUUUCCUUAGCUAAUGUCAUCUCAAUGGCGAUGAGCAUGGCCCAGUCUUUCAUCCCACCUGCCGGCAUGCCCGCCCAGGGGAUGCUCUCCUAUCCAGGCUACCACCACCAGCUACCCGCUCGCAUGGCCCCACUGACAGGUUACCCCUCCAUGUACCCACAACAUUACCAGAACUCACCAGUAGAGGCUCAUUACCUCACAGCCCAGAACAACGUCUACCACAACCUUGAGAAUUUGCCUCUAAUGGAUGGAGCAGGUUUUCCUCAGAGCUGUCAUCCAAGCCUGCUGCAUCCUGUCUCUCCACUGUCUAUGCCUUCCACUCCUCCGCCGGCUCCUCAGGAGCCCUUUCAGCAGGUUGGACUCUUCAGUCCCACCGGCAUGACCCAGGAGGACAUUCUCCACGGUUAUGUGGCCUCAUACUUGCCACAGGUUCCAGUUCAGGCUGAACCCAAAUCAGAAGUCUCCAGUUCAAACUCAGAUCUUUCAACAUCUCCCCCUGAGAGCCCAGACAGCACUUUAUCAUCCUUCAGCACUCCAUUGCACCCUGCUAUACCUGAGAUGAAAACCAGCACCCCAAAACCAAAAGCCUCCUCUGAACCUGAAGUCCAGUCUGCACCCGUCACUGUGGGCCGAUUCCAGGUGACGCCCAGCAUGCACAUCCCUGCGCCCGCCGUGCCAGCCAGUGCCGUACCUGCUGCAGCGCCGCCGGCAGACAGCGGCAGCACCCCGUCAGAGAGCAGCACAGAGGAGCAGGGGGAGUCCGAGACGAGCCUGGGCACCUCCCUCACCCUGUCCCCUCCUCACCAGCAUCCCCACAGAGGGUCCACCACGGGGGACCUCCAGGGGGGGGACGGGCAGCUGGGAUGGAGCCAAGAGAAGCAGCAGGACAGAGAAGAAGAGGUGGAUGAUGAGGAGGAGGGGGAGGAAGAGGUUGUUGGGGAACGACAGAGGACGAGGAGGAGGUGUCGGAGGAGAGCGUACAGCCUGAGCCUGAUGGGGACGUCUGCGGACAGCGGACUCUCCGUGACGCCGGCUGAGAUGGAGGGGAGGCUGUGGGACGGAGCGACAGGCAGCCCGCAGUACAGCAACGCCCUUCAUCAUCUAUGGCUGAUGACUUACAACCGCAACGCUCCCUACAUCAGCAGCGACGACUCCGACAGCGACGACUCCGUCAUGCUGGAGGAGCUUCAGGAACUCAGAGAGAAACAUCUGACGGAGGUGCAGAGCCUGCAGGCCACCCAGAAGAGAGAGAUUGAGGAGCUGUAUGAGAAGAUGGGGAAGGUUCCCCCUCCGGGCAUCGUCUCUCCUGCCGCCAUGCUCUCCAGCCGGCAGCGCCGCCUCUCCAAGGGCAGCGGCUUCCCCUCGUCCCGCAGGAACAGCCUGCAGCGCUUGGACAUGUUGCCACUCCAAGGUAUCAUUAGGAGAAACUCCACUGGAGGCAGCAGCAGCGGCGGCUCCCAGGAUAAACUGAACAAACCUGGCGUCACCUUCGCCACUGACAUUAGUAGAAUGUAAGAAACUCUGCAGCCGAGCGCGCUGUGUAUCUGGACUACCUCAUCUGAAGUGUGACUGCAGGGGUCCAACUCCGUCCUGUGGGUGGAUCGCUUUAACACUUUUCACUGGCUCACCGAUCAGCAAACUGCUUCCCUCUGCCAGUGGUCAUUUACCUCAACGUAUAAAUAUAAAAACUGUCAUCGAUGGAGCUGGAAUUUACACAGGAACUGUAACAUCCAGCUUUCAGCCCUCCGUCUGACCUGGGGAAAUUGUUGCAACCGAAGAACAGAAUAAAAUCUGUUCCAAAUCUGGAUGUUAAAAAGUUUUUAAUGCGCUUUUGUAAAUAAACUCUUAAGACCCAACAGUUCAGAAUGAAACAGUAAACCGGUUGUUUUAAGUGUUUCAUCCGAGCAAGCUUUUAGCUUUAACGCAAUCAAGCGAUGGUACCAAGUGCUGCGGAAACUUUGCUCUGACUUUGAGCCAGAAUGAAGAUGGUUGUUGUUGCCGUUGAUCAAUCUGAGCAUCGUAACGUGAACCCCAGCGAGGCUCUGGCCUUUUUACUGACAACAUUUUGGAUAAUCUUGCAACUUAUUUGCUAUAGUUUGUGAAUGUCUCAGCACCUGCUGACUGCACAGUGAAUAUAUCCUUCCAGGGGCUCUAGAUGCAUUGUACAGUUUGAUUUAAUCAAAUGUGUAUUAUGGAACCAUUUUGUUGAAGGUUUGACUGCAGUCCUAGACGUAGAGAAAAUGAUUUGUCACUUUGUACAGCACAGCAGUACAAUAAGGAGAUCAAUGCAUCAGAAAGGAGCUGUGCGACAGAAGCGUAGCUUGCUUCCGCAGAGAGGAAAUCCGUUUUUGAAACCAUUAAAUGCGAAGAGAUUUGUUGAAAUGUGCAGAAGACGUUAGCAAAGACAUCACACAACAAUCUUCAAAUACUAUAGCUGGUUUUAAUUUUAAAAUAUGAUUUCUGUUUUCAUAAGUUGUGAAAAAAAUCCAUCAAGGUCUUAGACUACUGGCUCUCCUGUUGAUUGUACAUGUGUGUAUAUAGUAGAUUUAGAUGUUUACAAGUCACGAUAAACUAAACAUGUCGGUAACCUUAACUCCUGCUCAAGCAAAAAUCUAAUUUGUCGCUUGUUCCAUAGAUCAAGCACCUUGUGCACUUUAGUAACUUUUGUUCUCAAUCAUUAACAUGUUUGAUACGACUGUUCACUUGAGGAAGACGUAAUGUUUCAUGGUAUUUUUGUUUUUCCAUAAGGGAGGUAGAGAAUAUUCUCCUGUUAUGUAUGAUCACAAUAACGACGAUCUACCUUCCCACAGUUUUAAAUAAUUAGUUCAAGCUGUGAAUGUGUAGCUGUUGCCUUAUGAAAUAUCAAGAACACACUGAAUCUUCUGGCAGUGGAACUGAUGUAAGAUUUCCCAAAGUUCGUAAUAUAUUCAGAGAAGUUUUCGUUCCAAAAAGUUUGAAUGUAAAUAUAUGAUUGUAUUACUUUCUGAAGCUGCUGUUCUGCAGAAUCUGUGCCUUUCCUUGACGUCUUAUUUUAUAUUUCUACUCCAAGAUUUGGUGGCUCGAUCAGACUCCAUAUAUCAAAUUUUGACAAAUAAAUGCAAUUGUAAAUA